Molecule: messenger RNA, 2878 nt
Organism: Mya arenaria
Lineage: Eukaryota; Metazoa; Mollusca; Bivalvia; Myida; Myidae
Product: transcription factor Sox-14-like
Exons: 2
Coding region: 724-1554 (276 amino acids)
Biological process (GO): cell differentiation; anatomical structure morphogenesis; regulation of DNA-templated transcription
Molecular function (GO): DNA-binding transcription factor activity, RNA polymerase II-specific; RNA polymerase II cis-regulatory region sequence-specific DNA binding
Source: RefSeq, a predicted model, not a curated record
UCAAACCGUAGAAAAUGGCAAAUGAAUACAAACUUUAACACUCAAUUGAGGAGGCUCUUUCGUCCAUUUGUGGAUGAUUUUAUUGAAGACUACACGUGUUUUAUAAGGGUAUCACCACUUGUUAGCUGAAAGAGAGCUUGACAGUUGUGAAAAGAGAAGAGAACAUUUGGAAGAAAUAUUUCAACGAGUUUCCAUUUUCAUAACAAGUGAUUGUGCUUUUUUGAAUUAAAUGCAUAGGAGAUAAUCAGUAAAUUACUUGGAAAGUGUUUGAAAGUGAUUUUGAUAGCUAUAUUUGUAAAAUAUCGUGACACAAUAUUCGAUAUAAGUAUAUUCACAAUAAAAGUCGAUUUAGAUUGAUUAUUUCAUCGGAAAACAUUUAUUAACUAUUGAAAAUGAAAACCGUGAGAAAAACUAUCACCAGUAAAUAAGUGCGUGUAUGUAUUUGCAUAUAAACACUUUCUCGUGCACGGAACUUUGGCGGGAUAAUUUUAAUACAUUGCAUGUGCAUUUGCUACAGUGUUUCACUCAGUUUUGCUUGGAGAAUAACAUAACGGUCAGUGCAAAAUUAAAUUUUAUGAACUAUUGUUUGCUGUUUAUGAUAUAGAGUUGUAAGAAACUUUUGAAAUUUCUUGCAAAUACAUUGCAUUUGAACAUUUUUACAAGGUAGGACUCCAAAUUGUCUACCAACUGGUCAAUAGUAGGCCACACAAAACCAUUUUCAUAAUGAGUUCACCUAUGGACAUGGCGGACGACCUCUCCCAUAACGGAAGUCUCUCGGACGGGGAGCAAGGAGCGGCUAAACAUUGCGGCGACCACGUGAAGCGUCCCAUGAACGCCUUCAUGGUUUGGUCCCGGGGGCAGCGCCGGAAGAUGGCACAGGAGAACCCAAAGAUGCACAACUCUGAGAUCAGCAAGCGCCUAGGGGCGGACUGGAAGCUGCUGACAGAAGAGGAAAAGCGACCCUUUAUAGAUGAAGCUAAGCGACUAAGGGCGCUGCACAUGAAGGAACAUCCAGACUACAAGUACCGCCCCCGCCGGAAGCCUAAGUCGCUCAUGAAGAAGGACAAGUACGCCUUCCCAAUGCCGCUCGUUCCCGGGUUUAACCCUUUUAGUGGAUUUCCGGGCGGCUACCCGACUUUCUCUGGCAGCCCCGCUGAAACCGCCAUGGGUCAGACCUUAUUGAGCGAGAAAAUGCGUGCGUUCCAACCUCCAACGAGUCUGCCACCGUCAAGUAUUGCUUCCCACCCUCUGCUGUCUCAUUUGGAAUCAUCCUCGCUCGCUAGCAAAUUAGACCCGUCCAGUUUCCAACUACGGACAUCGUUGCCAGAACACAUGGCGUCACAAAUGACGUCAUCAUUGUACUCCCAAUAUCUUCAAGCUCAAAGCGCGGCGCUGAGCUCCCUUCCAUCGCCCGCGCACACGGGGCAUCCGGGACAGUAUCUGGUUCCCUGCUGCCCGCCCUCCUACCUACCCUCCAGCUCUGACGUCCACCGGCCCCUAGCUUACGUUCUGGUUAAACCGGAAGAUCAUUAUCGCCAUUCGUCUGUUAUAUAGUAUAUUGGAAACUUUUACUAAAUUGACACUAGUUCUUAAUUACAUUGUAAUAUUCAUUAUGAUGUUGUCGACAUUGACGAUUUUCCUGCUGUUAACGAGAUUUAGUGAUUGUUGAUCUCAGAAAGUAAAACGAAAGAUUUACCACGAAGGUGAGAAAAGUGUUAGAGAAUUUAUAACCUAGAUCCUACGAAUCGAGAUUUCGAUUAUUCUGAAAAAGACAUUAUCAAAUCCUCAAUACCGAGGUUUGUCAUAUUUCAUAAUUUGUUAAACAAUUACGGCAUUGUCACUUUUUAUUUUAUGGCAGGUAAUUCCUGCAAAAGCCGUUCAAUUCAUUGGAAUAAUCAUGAAAAGUGUGUUAAGGUAUAUGACCCACAAUAUAGUGAAUUUUUUAUGCAUUGUGAGCCUUUAUUUUUUUUGAUAACAUUUGAAAAGGUUUUGUGUGAAAAAAUAUAUGAAAACGUUAAACGAUUACAAAAUAAGUAUAUAAUAAAAAUGUACUUAAAACAUUGCAAAAAUAGAUAAAUCAUAUCCAAUUUGAGUGGUAAUAAAGAGCAAUCAUUUAAACAGUAGUAACUUAAUGAAAUAAUGUGGCCAUUUAUAUCAUACAUCAUUAUUCAGUAAGCAAAUACCUUUCAAAUGAUACCAAAACUAUAUUUAGGGUCACCAGGGGUGGUAUUCAAUAUUGGUCCUAAUUUGGUCUUGGAACGGUAUAGCUAAUCGGAUUGCUAGAUAUAAAUAAUGAACCGUUACGGUAAAUAAAGUCAAUAAUGUAUGACCAUAAGAUCAACUUAAAUUGUAUAUUGAAUACAGCCCAUGGGCUUCAAAAUUAAAAUAACGGUUAAUAAAGCUAUCUGGGUUGGUAUUUAACAUUGGUCUUAUUUGGAUUUAAGAACGAUGUAGCUAAUCGGAAUACCUGUUAUUAAUAACUGACCAAUAGAGGGAAUGAUUUCAAUAUGUUUACCUUAAGUUUGAUUUGAGAACGGUGUAGCUAAUUGGAAUACAUAUUGUUGAUAACUGACCAAUCGAAGGAAUGAAGUCAAUAAUGUAUGACCCUAAGAUUAACUUCAGCUGCAUAUUGAAUACCACCCAAGAAAACAAGCAUAUUUGUGGGUCUGAUUCCUUAAAUAUGUUAUUUGAUAUUGGUGUUACAUUAGAGCGCAUUGACAAAACGACAUUAGCAUCGUUUUAUGUGAAAUGGAUUUUCGUUUAUUGGUGCAUUUAUGUUUGUUGAUUUGUGAGAGAUUUUUUUACUUUGAGUGUUUAUUACUGUUGUUAUGAUUUGUAUAUAUACAUGUAAGAAAUAAAUUCAAUUCUAAUGACGAUA